ACAAGACCACAUCAAAUUCGGUUCCUGAUCAUCAAACAAAAACAAUGAGCAACAACAUUAAACCAACCGAAACCCUAAGCCUAGAAUCGGGUCUAUCAUUGGCACCCAGGUUCAAACUAAACCUAACCAUCCACCGGUCCGACGCAACAGUCAAACCACUAGACGAAUGGCAGCUCAAAACCUCACUAACCACUUUCAUCAAGUCAUCUUUUUCAGUCACUAUUCAGGAACAAGAUCUUAUUAUACGUAAAUACAAAGAUGUUAAGAAGCGAAAGAGAGAUGACCCAGUUGCACGUGGGUGUGUUUUUUUUCGUGAGCUGGGUUUUUUGAGUGGAAAUAAUGGUGGUGAUGAGGAAAAGAAGGUAAGUGAGUGGAAGAAAAAAGUGGUUGAGAAAAUGGAUGGAAUUGAGUUGAGUUUGGUUGGUGUUAAGUUUAAGUUGAGCGUCGAGGUUCCGAAAUCGGAUGAUUUCGAUGCAAUGAGGAAGGAGUGGGAAGAGGGUGAGAAUGCACUUAGUGGUGGUGAUAGAGGAUAUUCAAGGGGUAGAAAACGGGAACCUGACACAAUUGUGCUAAGAGGUGUUCCAUCACGUUGGUUUGCGGAGACAAGGGUUUCAUCUAAACCUUCAAUGUUGGUUACUCAUACAAUAUUUUCUGCUUUAGGAAAGAUAAGAAAUCUUGAUGUUUCCGAAGAUGAUGGCAUUGGUAAAGAUGCCGAUGAAGAAGCAGAAGAUAUAGUUCCUGGCCUCCAAUGUAAGAUUGUGGUUCGGUUUGAGGACCAUAAGGAGUUUUCUAAGGCCUUAAAAGUGUUAUGUGGGAGGUCAUUACAAAAGGAAGGAUCACGUUUAAAGGCUGAUUAUGAGGUCAGUUGGGAUAAGGACGGUAUAUUUAGUAGACGUCUAAUUGAAGAAAAUAGUAGGUCAAUACCAAAAGUAGCAACUGGUGGUUAUAGAAGCGAAGUUGGUAGAUAUGAGUCACGUGCGCCUCGUUUUUCUGAAAGUAACGCACGGUCAAAGAGGUUUAAGGAAUGACAAUGAAGGGCACAAACAUAAGCUUGGUUGCAUACUGCAGUUUGGUGACAGCUGCUUUUGUGUAUUUACACCAUAUGUAAUCAUUGAUGUAACGAUUGUCGGCAUAUCUUUGACUUUUUUCGAGAUUUGCUAAUUUUUUUCGAGAUAUCAGAACAAAUGUAAAGCAUUCAAUUCCAUCUAGUAACCUUUCACCUGCCUUUUCAAGGCAAGCAAUGCUAAA
This is a messenger RNA of Erigeron canadensis, 1248 nucleotides long. RefSeq names its product A-kinase anchor protein 17B. The transcript is spliced from 5 exons. Bases 45 to 1028 code for a protein of 327 amino acids. The record is from RefSeq and is a predicted model, not a curated record. NCBI's taxonomy places the organism in Eukaryota, Viridiplantae, Streptophyta, Magnoliopsida, Asterales, Asteraceae.